UGAAAAAAAUGGAAUAAUGGAAGUGUGUGAAGUUGAAGCUUUGGUUUCUUUACUUUUAGCUUACACUGUACAAAGUCUGAUCACUGAGUGAGAGUGCUCAAGAAAGAGAAGAAGAUGUUAUGCUCUUCUUCUUAUUGCCUCUUUCUCACCAAUGCUUCUCACUGCCCUCACAGCCCUAGAAAGUAUUACCCCAAGGUUCCGAGUGGAGUUAAAUUUGGACAAUCAUGGUCAACUAUAAUUGCUAAUGUUUCUAAAAGCUCUCCUUGGCAUAAGGAGAAAUCAGCAUUGUACAAGAAGAAUUCCAAGCAAGAUUUUGCAAUGCAAACAAUGCUGAAAGACGACUCAGUUAUAAAGACAGUAGAAGAAGAUGCUGAAAAUCUUGGUAUUUUCACUGUGGAUCCAUCACUGUUACCGUACAAGGUUCACUUUACUUAUAGAUCCGAAAGAUACACUGAGCAGAAGGCUUUGAUUGAAAAACAUGAAGGAAGUCUUGAAGAAUUCUCUCAAGGUUAUUUGAAAUUUGGAUUAAACAGAGAGGGAAACAGUGUAGUAUACAGAGAAUGGGCUCCUGCAGCACUAGAAGCACAACUUGUUGGUGAAUUCAAUGGAUGGAAUGGUUCUAAACACAAGAUGCAAAGAAAUGAAUUCGGUGUGUGGACAAUAAGAAUCCCCGAUGAAGGUGACAAGCCAUCAAUUCCUCAUAACUCAAAGGUUAAAUUCAGGUUCAAGCAUGGCAAUGGUGUAUGGGUGGACAGAAUUCCUGCCUGGAUUAGAUAUGCAACUGUUGAACCCAAUAGUUUUGGAGCUGCAUAUGAUGGAGUUUACUGGGAUCCUCCACCUUCAGAAAGAUAUGAGUUUAAAUAUCCUCGUCCUCCCAAACCGGCUGCUCCACGCAUAUACGAGGCUCAUGUAGGAAUGAGUAGUGCAGAGCCACGCAUAAACUCAUAUAGAGAAUUUGCCGAUGAUGUUCUCCCUCGAAUUAAAGCGAAUAACUAUAAUGCAGUUCAGCUGAUGGCUAUAAUGGAGCAUUCUUAUUAUGCAUCAUUUGGGUAUCAUGUCACAAACUUUUUCGCUGCCAGCAGCAGAUCAGGAACACCUGAGGAUCUCAAAUAUCUCAUUGACAAAGCUCAUAGUUUAGGACUGAGAGUUCUUAUGGAUGUUGUCCACAGUCAUGCAAGCAACAAUCACACUGAUGGUCUUAAUGGUUUUGAUGUUGGACAAGGUACAGAGGAAUCUUACUUUCAUACCGGGGAGAGGGGCUAUCAUAAAUUAUGGGAUAGUCGACUUUUUAAUUAUGCUAAUUGGGAAGUCUUAAGGUUUUUACUGUCAAACGUGAGAUGGUGGCUUGAAGAGUUCAUGUUUGAUGGUUUUCGAUUUGAUGGAGUUACUUCAAUGCUGUAUCAUCAUCACGGAAUCAACACAGCCUUCUCCGGAAAGUAUGACGAGUAUUUCAGUGAGGCAACUGAUGUUGAUGCUGUUGUUUAUAUGAUGUUGGCUAAUUCUUUGGUGCAUAGCCUCUUGCCUGAUGCUACUGUUGUCGCUGAAGAUGUUUCUGGCAUGCCGGGCCUUUGUCGCCCAGUUAAUGAAGGCGGUGUUGGUUUUGAUUACAGAUUGGCCAUGGGCAUUCCUGACAUGUGGAUCAACUACUUGAAAAACAAAAAGGAUACUGAUUGGUCAAUGAAAGAAAUUGCACACACUUUAACAAACCGCAGAUACACUGAGAAGAGUGUUGCAUAUGCUGAGAGUCAUGAUCAGGCAAUUGUCGGAGACAAGACCAUUACCUUUCUGCUAAUGGAUAAGGAAAUGUAUUCUGGUAUGUCUGAUUUAGAACCAGCUUCAGCGGUUGAAAGAGGAAAUGCACUUCACAAGAUGAUUCACUUCAUAACAUUUGCGCUUGGUGGUGAAGGCUAUCUAAAUUUCAUGGGGAAUGAGUUUGGUCAUCCCGAAUGGAUCGACUUUCCAAGAGAAGGUAAUGAUUGGAGCUAUGAUAUGUGUAGGAGGCAGUGGGACCUUGUUGAUACCGAUCACUUAAGAUACAAGCACAUGAACGCUUUUGACAGAGCCAUGAAUUUGCUCGAUGAUAGAUUUUCAUUUAUUGCAUCAACAAAACAAAUUGUGAGCAGCACCAAUGAAGAGGACAAGGUAAUUGUUUUUGAACGCGGCGAUCUUGUUUUCAUCUUCAAUUUCCAUCCUGAAAAUUCUUAUGAUGGGUAUAAGGUUGGUUGUGACUUGCCUGGAAAGUAUAGAAUUGCUUUGGACAGUGAUGCUUUUGAAUUUGGUGGUCAGGGAAGAGUCAUUCAUGAUGUGGAUCAUUUUACAUCACCAGAGGGUAUACCUGGAGUUCCAGAGACGAAUUUCAACAACCGGCCAAACUCUUUCAAAAUUUCAAUCCCCUCGCACACUUGUUUGGUGUUUUUUAAAGUUCAAGAGGAUUCGCUUGAAGAGGACGACACAGAGGACAUUGUCGAUGAGAAGGAGGAUCCAAUGCAAGCCCAAGAGGCCAUAACUGCUGCAGAAGCAAAGGAGGAUCUCAUCGGAGUUACAGAGGUCAUAACUGCUGCAGCCGCGGAGGAGGAUCUCGUCGGAGUUAUAGCAACCAUAGCUGCUACUGAAGAUUUUCCAGUGGCUAACAAUGAGACGGCAGCGAUCGAUGAGGCAGAAGAAGGUGAAGACGCAAUCGAUGAUGAUUAGAGAAAUCACCGGAAUGUAAUUGCUAGUAUUGUCUGCAAUAAAAGUAUGAAUGUAAAUAGUGAGAAUUGCUUCCCUUGUUGUGUAUUUGAUCUUGAAUGCUGGCUUGUAGAAACUGAACCUAUAGAACUGUGUAUGAAGUUUUUUUCCCCACAAA
Molecule: messenger RNA, 2845 nt
Organism: Dioscorea cayenensis subsp. rotundata (Guinea yam)
Lineage: Eukaryota; Viridiplantae; Streptophyta; Magnoliopsida; Dioscoreales; Dioscoreaceae
Product: 1,4-alpha-glucan-branching enzyme, chloroplastic/amyloplastic-like
Biological process (GO): glycogen biosynthetic process
Cellular component (GO): cytoplasm
Molecular function (GO): cation binding; 1,4-alpha-glucan branching enzyme activity; hydrolase activity, hydrolyzing O-glycosyl compounds
Source: RefSeq, a predicted model, not a curated record